Molecule: messenger RNA, 5846 nt
Organism: Plectropomus leopardus (leopard coralgrouper)
Lineage: Eukaryota; Metazoa; Chordata; Actinopteri; Perciformes; Serranidae
Gene: lrig1
Product: leucine-rich repeats and immunoglobulin-like domains 1
Molecular function (GO): protein binding
Source: RefSeq, a predicted model, not a curated record
AGGAAAAGUAACUCAAGAAAGGAAAAAACUCAUGGUGGUGGUACACGGUCGGAAGGAGGGGGGGACUCUAUUUUGCUAUUAAUCGGAUCGUCGAGAUUUUGUGACCACAGACUGCACCUGAUAAACUGUCGGCUGAGUUCUUCAGGAACCUACUGCGUGAAUAAAGUUGGAUUUAUUCGACUACGGCGGUGAAGUGCUGGUGGACGAUAUGCAGCGCUCCGUUUGAGAGACCAACGCUGGAGUUUUCGGCACUAGUCCUGCGGGUCCUAACUUAUUUGCUACAUCUUCAUAUUCUCGGAGAACACUUUAUAACGCCGUCAGGUCAUCGUGUGAUAGUUUUGUUAAGUUUUAAACAGUUUUACCGCUGCUCCGUUGAUCAACAGUUAUUUUGAGAGCGAUUCGGGCGCACUGUGUCCUUUAAAAGUGUUGAUUCGCAUGUUCAAACAUGACACCAAAGGCAUAUCGAGAAAGUAGUUUUUAGCCUUUGACGAACACUUGAGAUCAACUGUUCAGGCCGACAUACCAGUUCGCCGUAACCUACGUUUGCUAGUUAAUCUGUGAUUCACCUUUGAUUUUUUUAGCCCGCGUCGGACGCCAGAAGAGAAAGUUGGACUGGGAACUUGUGUCCUAAAUGACUGUUACUGGGAUGGAAACCGUUUCUGCCACACAACAGCCGUUUGUACUAACCUAUGUAGCACAAGAAGGCAGUUAAUGUGCUAUAAAAGGCAUUCAGUUUCUCCGAAGCGACAUUAAUAUUCCAGUUUGUGGGUACGAGGAGAGAGCUCAGCGGCCGCGCUAUUAAAACUGGAUACAAAAUGGCGGCGUCCCUGGGACGAUUUGGAUAUGUUUCUCGUUGUGUUUUUUAUUUAAUUUUGUCGCUCGAACUGUUUAUCAGUAAUGGAUUGAGCUCGGACUUGCCGUGUGCCCAGAACUGUACCUGCAACGGAGAUUCAGUAGACUGUAGUAACCUGGAGCUGACAGCUACGCCUCCGGACCUUCCAGCCCGGACCGUUUCCUUAAAUCUUGGCUACAACAAACUGACCGGCAUCAAUGUUGAAGCUUUUGAAAACCUUUCCAACUUGAGAGAACUGCGGCUGGACCACAAUGAGCUGACCUCCAUACCAGAUUUAGGACAGGCUGCUUCCAAGAUUGUAUCUCUCUACCUACAUCAUAAUAAGAUUCGCAGUAUAGACGGCAGGCGGACCAGAGAGCUGGCUUCUGUGGAAACCCUGGACCUGAGCAAUAAUGACAUCACAGAGCUCAGAGGACAGUGCUUUCCUGCAGGACUCCGAAUCAGAGACCUGUACCUGAGCAACAACAAAAUUAGCGUGUUGGAGCUCGGCGCUCUGGACCACCUGGGCUCAACUUUACAGGUCCUCAGACUGAGCCGAAACCGCAUCAGCCAGAUCCCCGUGAGAGCCUUCCAGCUCCCGAAGCUCACCCAGCUUGAGCUGAACAGGAACCGUAUUCGUCAGGUGGAGGGUCUCACCUUUCAGGGUCUGUCCAGCCUGGAGGUACUCAAGCUGCAAAGAAACAGCAUCAGCAAACUGACUGACGGGGCCUUCUGGGACCUGGCCAAGAUGAAAGUCCUUCACCUGGACUACAACAGCCUUACAGAGGUGAACAGUGGUUCCCUGUACGGCCUGACCUCCCUUCAGCAGUUAUUCCUCAGCAACAACUCUAUAGCUCGCAUCAACCCUGAUGGAUGGAAGUUCUGCCAAAAGCUUAGGGAACUGAAUCUGUCGUACAACAACUUGACUCGUCUGGAUGAAGGCAGUCUGGCUGUGCUGGGGGAUCUCCACACUCUCCGACUGGGCCACAACUCCAUCAGCCACAUCAACGAGGGAGCCUUCAGAGGCCUCAAGGCCGUACGCAUCCUGGAGCUGGACCAUAAUGACAUCUCGGGCACAAUAGAGGACACCAACGGGGCCUUCUCUGGAUUGGACAGCCUCAACAAGCUGACUCUGUUUGGAAACAAGAUCAAGUCAGUGGCCAAGAAAGCCUUCUCUGGCCUGGAGACCCUGGAACACCUGAACUUGGGAGAGAAUGCUAUCCGUUCGAUUCAGCCUGAUGCCUUCAGCAAAAUGAAGAACCUCAAAACCCUUCUCAUUCAGAGCGACAGCUUCCUGUGUGACUGCCAGCUCCACUGGCUGCCUGACUGGUUGGUGACACGUGGUCUGCAGGCAGGUGUCAAUGCCACCUGCGCCCACCCGGAGAGCCUCAAGGGCACCAGCAUCUUCCAGGCUCCGUCCAGCAGCUUUGUGUGCGACGACCUUCCAAAGCCCCAAAUCACCGUGCAGCCAGAAACUUCUGUGACAGUCCUUGGUAGCGAUGUGCAUCUAACCUGUACAGCUGCGAGCAGCAGCUCCUCACCCAUGACCUUUGCUUGGCGUAAAGACCAGGAGUUGCUUCGCCACGCAGAGACGGAAAACUACGCCCAUGUGCGAGCUCACCACCAAGGCACAACAUCGGACAUGCCAGGCGCAGGUGGAGGCGUGAUGGAGUACACCACUAUCCUGCACCUGCGGCAUGUCACCUUCGCACAUGAAGGCCGUUACCAGUGCAUCAUCACCAAUCACUUUGGCUCCACCUAUUCCAGCAAGGCUCGCCUCAUUGUCAACGUUCUCCCUUCCUUCGUGAAGACUCCCAGGGACAGCACCAUCAGGACAGGCCACACAGCGAGGCUGGAGUGCGCCGCAGAGGGCCACCCAGCACCCCAGAUCGCCUGGCAGAAGGACGGUGGCACGGAUUUCCCUGCUGCCCGGGAACGCCGAAUGCAUGUCAUGCCCGAUGAUGAUGUGUUUUUCAUCAUGGACGUCAAGCCGGAGGACAUGGGCGUGUACAGCUGCACUGCCAAAAACACAGCGGGCACCGUCUCUGCCAACGCCACCCUCACCGUACUGGAAACCCCCCACCUGGCCCAGGACCUGGAGGACCGCAGCGUGGUGGUGGGGGACACGGUUGCCUUGCAGUGUAAGGCCCUGGGCAGCCCGCCGCCCCGCAUCACCUGGCUGCGCAACGACCAGCCGCUGCGCCCCUCCGACAGACACCACUUCACCCCCGGGAAUCAGCUGCUGGUUAUCGGGUCUGCGUUGUUGGAGGAUGCUGGCCGCUACACCUGCCUCAUGUCCAACACCCUGGGCACGGAGCGCGCUCACAGCCAGCUGGUGGUGACUCAGCGCCGCAGCACCUGCACACCGCCGGCAGGGCCCAGCACGGUCACUAUAGGAAUCAUAGUCAUCGCUGUGGUGACUAGUAUUGUGGUGACAUCGCUGGUGUGGGUGUGCAUCAUCUACCAGACCAGAAAGAAGAGCGAAGAGUGCAGUGUUACCAACACAGAUGAGACAAUAGUUCCUCCAGACGUACCCAGCUACCUCUCCUCCCAGGGUACGCUGUCCGAGCGGCAGGAUGUGUGCAUCCGCGUGGAGGCCGGCGGUGGACCUCAGCCCAACGGACACAUCGUAGACACCACAGGUUUCGACGGCGCAGUAGUGUGUACAGAUUGUAUGGAGAACGGCAGCAGCUACUCCAAAGACUCCGACUACCUGACACAUGGGUUUGGCAACGCUGGAGGCACGGAGUACCAACAACACUCGGUUCCUCCGCCCUACUCUCAUUGUCAUACAGGGGAGCUGCACGACGCAGGGCCACACUCACCUCCGCUCUGCAACGGGACACCCAAUGGGAUUCGAAAGGACAUGCAAGGAUCCACAUUUCCCAAAAACCACAAUACGUUCCAGCUGAGCCAACAUGACAGAAAGGCAGGUAGACAAACGCCGGCACGCUCCCCAUCACAGGAGGACUCCUUCCACAAACCCGUGAAGCUGGCUGGCGUCACAAGCCACGGCCGACUCGACAAUGACUGUGAGCCUGAGCUCAGACAAACUCUGCUGUCCAAUGGACACACCCUUAGAGCCUCUCAAAAUGAGAGCACCCCCCUAAGGAGAGCCAGCGACUAGCAGGCACCCAAAAGUGGACUCGCAGUAGCUGAGUGGACUUUUAAAGUUUUUUUGCACUGGGAAAUAAACUGCUACCUCAUAUCGAGGCGAUGGAUCCUGAGCCUCCUGGAUCUGGACUGAAAGGGAGCACCAGGAAGGUACAAGGCAGGGGGCAUCCGGAGUUUGAAGGUGGAGCUUGUGUGGGUGGCGUCCCAUCUGAGCGUUAUCAGCUGUACAUAGUUAAAAACCUUCGUUUGGGAGGUGACCAAUAAAAAUUCUAGCUCCAAAAAAUGUGACUUGCAUUUGAAGCAUGUAAAUGUAGGGAAUCUUGUACAGUAUAUUGUAUGUGCAGGGGAAAAAGAGAAAUAUACCUUUGGACAUUUGACUGUACAUAAGAGUUUUCUUAUAUUAUAUAUUAUAUAACUUUUACAAAAGAGUAUUUGAAUUUAUGUGCAUGACAAAGAAAGGAGUGAUGGUAUUUUUAUUUUUCUUCAAAAAGCAAAAACAAAACAAAAAAACAGCCUUUUUCAGCAUUUACCAACAUUCAGCUGCGGUGCCUUAAUGCAUGAUCAAAGAGAACUCAACUUGUAAUAGCAUUUAUCAAGAGACUUUUUGUGAGAUCCUGGUACACUCUUUAUAGCAAACAAAACAAACACUUGAUUGCACUUGAAUGUUUUUUUUGACAAACCAUGGCCUUACAGAAACACAGUUCACAUUCAUUGUUAUUGUAUGAAGGAAGAGCUUCGAUGUAAUGAUUUUGGUACGUCAGAUGGUUCAGGCUGGGAUAUUUGUGGGUGGUCCAUUAAAGCACUUUUAUAUUCACAUCACAGAGAAGCAGAUAGUGUACAUGGUAUCUGCCGACAGGAAUGCAGGAAUCUCCUCUGUUUGAGGAGACGUUCCACCUUCUUUAACACGGUAAAAUUGACAGUACAUACUGUACCAUCAAGGCUCUUCCACCUGUUUCACAACACAAGUUACUGCAAAGCUGCUCUGAUGUAAUUGGGAGAAAACAGUCUUCUCUGUACUCUAAUUAGUUUCUUUAUUUGUCCAAGAAAGUGACUUUGGCACAUGUUCGCAACCGAAUGUGGUUAAAUUGAGGCGUACAGCUGCUUUUAUACGCUGUUAAAACCAGUAAUGAUCUCUCAGUAUGGACAGCCUGCCAUGUGCUCUUGGUCACAUCCAUUAUGAAAUCUAAAGCGAAGUGCACACUAGCACUGACCUUAAAUUGGCUGAAUGCUUAAUUGUAACAUUCUUAUGCUAUGAAUUCAAAAAAAGGUUGAGAAUCAGGGAGAAUGGUGUUUUAUUGUGUUACUGCUGUAAUGUGCCUCAGCAUCCACCGUCGUGCAUUCGCAGGCUAAUGGCCAGUAUUCUGCGUCCGUCACAUCCCCACAGUGUAACAAUAACGUUCUUAUCGACGCUACAGUUGAAUAAUGUUUGAGGUUAUAUAAAAAAAAAGGUUCAUGCUGUGAACAGUUGGAAGCUAGUGAAAUAACCAAACUUGGAGGAUUAAUGCAGUCAGAUGCUCCCCGGACUGUCACAAUCCCUGGAUACACUGGGUCACAAUUCACGAGAGUAGUUACAUUGCCUAAUGUACGCACGGCCUCAUCUGAACUGCGUUCUGUUACCAGUGGCCUUAUCGGGUAAGCUGGAGGACACGCUCCUCUGGUUACACCUGAUAGCACCUAUCAAAGAUGAUUUUACCAGCAAGACCAAUCAGAGAUCUCGGCUGGAAAACCAAUCCCAGUGUAGCAGGUAAAAGGGACAAGAAGGAGAGACGUGCAGUUCAAUGUUCUUCUGAGUAAUUUAUUGAAACAAACUGUCCGAAACCGUUGUACCAAUGUCAAAGCUGAAACCGUGAAGUGUCUAACAUGGCAUUGAAGUGUCUAAUAAAAUCACAUUUUGCUAUUA